CUUUGCUUCUCUAUAACACUUGUUGCCUUCUUCCUCUUUGUCCUCUUCCUCUUCUUCUUCCUUCUUCCUCAAAAUUCAUUUUCACAUUCUCUCACCAGACACCAACUCCAGUUUCAUCCCGACAAUGGAAACAUUCCGAACAUUCCAUCUUCUUCUCCCUUUUCUUUUCCACCUCCUCUUCUUCUUCACAAACACUCCCCUGACGUCAGCAAAAUCUCAGAUCGUUGACUGUACAAUGUGCACUUCUUGUGACAAUCCUUGUCAGCCAAACCCUUCUCCUCCUCCGCCGACUCCAUCUCCGCCGCCUCCAGCUACCUCCACCACCACCGCCUGUCCUCCGCCUCCUAGCUCCGGCGGUAAUGGCGGUGGUCCUUACUACUACUAUCCACCUCCUUCUCAGUCUGGCUCUAACCGUCCACCACCGUCUUCUUCUGACUCGGGAAGCGGCGGUGGCUACUACUAUCCGCCGCCGAAAAGUGGAGGGAACUAUCCUUUUACGCCGCCGCCAAAUCCAAUCGUUCCUUAUUUUCCGUUUUACUACUACAACCCUCCGCCGCAAUCUGUUGUAUUGUCCGGAUCUGAUGUGAAAAUUAGAUUCUCUUACGGAUUCUCUCUUGUCUUAAUUCUUCUCUCUUUAUUUUUGUCGCUUUUAAAUUAA
This is a messenger RNA of Eutrema salsugineum, 658 nucleotides long. RefSeq names its product leucine-rich repeat extensin-like protein 6. NCBI's taxonomy places the organism in Eukaryota, Viridiplantae, Streptophyta, Magnoliopsida, Brassicales, Brassicaceae. The transcript has a single exon. The coding region runs from base 125 to 658 and encodes 177 amino acids. The record is from RefSeq and is a predicted model, not a curated record.